CAGUUGCUUUCACUGGUUAAUUUCUGAAGUAAACAAAUUCAGAGGAUGAGUGAACUGGAACAGUUGAGGCAGGAAGCUGAACAACUGCGAAAUCAGAUCCAGGAUGCAAGGAAAGCAUGUAAUGAUACAACACUCGUUACGAUCACAUCAAAUGUGGACUCAGUGGGUCGGAUACAAAUGCGAACAAGACGUACCCUGAGGGGUCACCUAGCUAAAAUUUAUGCUAUGCAUUGGGGCUAUGAUUCAAGGCUGCUAGUCAGUGCUUCCCAAGAUGGAAAAUUAAUUAUUUGGGAUAGCUAUACAACAAAUAAGAUCCAUGCGAUUCCUCUGAGAUCUUCCUGGGUGAUGACUUGUGCUUAUGCUCCUUCUGGUAAUUAUGUUGCUUGUGGAGGAUUGGACAAUAUCUGCUCUAUAUACAACUUAAAAACCAGAGAGGGAAACGUGAGAGUGAGCCGAGAAUUACCAGGUCACACAGGCUACUUGUCCUGCUGCCGUUUUUUAGAUGACAGCCAAAUCAUAACAAGUUCUGGAGACACAACUUGUGCUUUAUGGGACAUUGAAACUGCCCAGCAGACGACCACGUUCACCGGGCAUUCUGGAGAUGUGAUGAGUCUCUCUCUCAGUCCUGACAUGAGGACUUUUGUUUCUGGUGCUUGUGAUGCCUCUUCCAAACUGUGGGAUAUUCGAGAUGGAAUGUGUAGACAGUCUUUCAUUGGACAUUUGUCAGAUAUUAAUGCUGUCAGUUUUUUUCCAAAUGGAUAUGCCUUUGCCACUGGCUCUGAUGAUGCCACUUGCCGGCUUUUUGACCUUCGUGCAGACCAAGAGUUACUAUCUUAUUCUCAUGACAGUAUCAUGUGUGGAAUUACUUCUGUAUCCUUCUCAAAAAGUGGGCGCCUCCUGUUAGCUGGUUAUGAUGACUUCAACUGUAAUGUGUGGGACACGCUAAAAGGAGAUCGUGCAGGCGUCCUUGCUGGUCAUGACAACCGUGUCAGCUGUCUAGGUGUAACUGAUGAUGGCAUGGCUGUGGCAACAGGCUCAUGGGACAGUUUUCUUAGGAUCUGGAAUUAGCAGCGGUGUACAUAUUUUCUGUUCUCCAUUGAUACUUGGAGAAAUCAAUGCUACAGCCUAUAGCUGUGAAAACAAAUUCUACCUUAUAUUUGCAGGUGAAGAUUUUUCUCUUGAGAUUAUUAUAUACAAAAAGAAGCUUUUAGUAAUCUA
Molecule: messenger RNA, 1218 nt
Organism: Orycteropus afer afer
Lineage: Eukaryota; Metazoa; Chordata; Mammalia; Tubulidentata; Orycteropodidae
Gene: GNB4
Product: G protein subunit beta 4
Biological process (GO): G protein-coupled receptor signaling pathway
Cellular component (GO): heterotrimeric G-protein complex; cytoplasm
Molecular function (GO): signaling receptor complex adaptor activity; protein binding
Source: RefSeq, a predicted model, not a curated record